This is a messenger RNA of Gilbertella persicaria, 1753 nucleotides long. Its product is annotated as acetyl-coenzyme A transporter 1. The coding region runs from base 57 to 1748 and encodes 563 amino acids. Gene Ontology annotation, molecular function: acetyl-CoA transmembrane transporter activity. Gene Ontology annotation, cellular component: membrane. The transcript has 6 exons. The record is from RefSeq and is a predicted model, not a curated record. NCBI's taxonomy places the organism in Eukaryota, Fungi, Mucoromycota, Mucoromycetes, Mucorales, Choanephoraceae.
UUUUUUUUCUUUCUUUCUUUUUCUUUUGGCCUUCUUCUCUCCUUUUUUUUUUUUAUAUGCGCACACCUGCUUAUAUAUUUCCAACGCUAGACGACGAACCCAUAGUACCCAGCUUGAGUGACUACCAUACAAAAGAAAAAACGGCUACUUCAUCUGCUAUUAUGGAUCACCAAACAACCAACACGACCUUAAGAACAACUCAAAAACCUUUGUCCAAAGAGGAGACAGAAGAAAUAGAGUUGGACGCAUUGAUUAAAGACAAAGCACCUCGAGAAUUUGAAGAAGAAUCCCAAACAUUACAUAAACGAGACUAUGGCAAUUUUGCCCUGCUUGUCGUAUUAUAUCUAUUGCAAGGUAUUCCUGUGGGCCUGUCGUUUGGUUCCAUUCCAUUUUUAUUAAAGGCCAAAUUGUCUUAUUCACAAAUUGGUAUCUUCUCGCUCUCUUCAUGGCCUUAUUCGCUCAAAUUGCUUUGGUCUCCUAUUGUGGAUGCUGUCUAUAACCCUACCUUGGGUCGUCGUAAGUCAUGGAUUGUGCCUAUCCAAAUCCUGACUGGCAUCUUGUUCUAUCUACUCGGUAACCAUAUCGACCAAAUGAUGAAUGCAGAACAUGUUCCAAUCUAUACACUGAUGUAUUCAUUCUUGACAACCAUCUUCUUUUGUGCUACUCAAGAUAUUGCUGUGGAUGGAUGGGCAUUGACUUUAUUGUCGAAAGACUCACUUUCGUAUGCAUCCACUGCUCAAACGAUUGGUUUAAACUGUGGUUAUUUCUUGAGUUUUACUGUCUUUUUGAGUUUCAAUAGUUCUGAAUUCAGUAACAAGUAUUUACGCAGUGUGCCUCAAGAUGUGGGCGUUUUGGGACUAGGUGAAUACAUGCGAUUCUGGGCUGUAAUGUAUUUGAUCAUUACUGCCUAUUUGGUGUUUUUUAAGAAGGAAAUCAAUGUAGAAGAUGAAGAAAGUCAAUUGGGUAUUGCUGGUGUCUAUUCUACUAUUUGGAAGAUCUGUCAAUUACCACAUAUGCGAUCUUUUGUGCUUGUGUUGUUGGUCUCCAAACUUGGUUUUAUUUGUCAUGAGGCAGCUACUUCAUUGAAACUGCUAGAAAAGGGAUUUUCAAGAGAAGAUUUAGCGUUUUCUGUCUUGUUGGAUUUCCCUCUUCAAAUCUUUUUUGGUUAUUAUGCAGCAAAAUGGUCCAAUGGAACAAGACCUUUGAAACCAUGGCUUUAUGCUUUCUAUGGUCGUUUAGCAUGUUCAGCAUUAGGGAUGUUGAUUGUAGCUGGCUAUCCUCAAGGUCAAUCUGUUGGCAUGUUUUAUUUUGGUGUGAUCAUGCUAUCUACAGUGCUUAGUUCAUUCAUGUCCACUGUUCAAUUUGUCAGUAUUUCUGCUUUUAUGACCAGUAUUGCUGACCCAGUCAUUGGUGGCACUUAUAUGACAUUAUUAAACACCUUUAGUAAUUUUGGUGGUACAUGGCCUAAAUUCUUUGUUUUGGAAGCUGUGGAUUAUUUCACUGUCAAUACAUGCUCAUUAUCCAAUGAUGCUGGAGAAGUCAUUGCAUGUACAACAGACACAGGCAAAGAGCUAUGCCAGCAAAUCCAUGGUACUUGUCAAAUACAAAGAGAUGGUUAUUAUACUGCAGGCACACUCUGUGUUGUUCUUGGUUUAGUUAUGUUAAUAGGCUACAUUAAACCCACUGUCAAACAGUUGGAGAGAUAUCCCAAAAAGAUGUGGCGAUUAAAUUCAGAAGCCAAAGAAUAAUAAAC